AUGAGUUACAGUUCUACAAAGACUCCCACUCGGAGGAAAUCAAGCAAUGGUAGUGCCAGCUCCUCGCUAUCUGAGAUUAGUACUAAACCCAAGAAUAAUAAUUUCGAGAAAGAUCUUAUCAAUACAUUAAGAAGAGAAUUAUAUGAACGAGGAUCACCAGUGGGAUUAAUGGAAUCCCCUAUCAAAGAUAGGAAACAAUCAUUGACUAGUACAAUAUCAUCGGAUAACUUGUCAAAUCAUUUUUAUAAAUCAUUCUCCACAACCAAUUUAUCUACGAAACUACGACCAAAUCAUGAAAGAUCAUUAUCAAGUAAUUCAGUAUCUCCUAAAUUAUUACCCAAAAGACCAUAUAAGAAAGCUUUAUCAUCAUUGAACCUACCCAAUAUGACUCCACCUAAAGCUGAUGAUUACUUUUCUUCGAACAUGUCACCCACUAUGGAUAAUAACGAGAGAAUGGAUAUUGAUAAGAAAACAUUAGUAGAUCAAUUCUAUUCGAUUAAUGAAACUAAACCUUUGAAAGAUGACAGUUUGUAUAAUCUUGAGUAUACUGAACUCGAUAAACACAUUCAAACUGAUCCUGAGCUUACUAAUUACUUACUUAACAUCGAUACCAUUAUGAAAGAUGUUUUUUCUAAUAGUCAAGAACCAGAGAAUUUGUCACCAAUUUUGAAUACUUUACAAUCGGUAAAUCAUAAUCUUUCCGAGAUCAAAUUCCAACAAGAUGUUUCAAGUUUGGAAGAUCUUAAUCACUUGAUCAAAAAUUUGAAUAAUUUUGAAUAUUCAAUUAUUGACCUCCAAAACGUUUUACUCGAAAAUUCAACUAAAGUGUCAGAAAAAUAUAAGCCUGAAAUUCGAAAUAUUGUGGAAAGACUAAACGAUUUACUUCUAUCGUUAGAUAACCUUGAAUUCCGUUUAAAUAAAACCAAAUCAUUAGUGAAAGAAUGUAAAGAUGUCAUAGGUGAUGAUAUUUUAAAAACCAUUGAAACAUUAGAGUAUAUUGAUAGUAGGUUUAAGGAAUUUAGUAAACAAACACGGAAAACAAGGUUCAAACAGUUAAAUAUUGCUUUGGCAAUUCUAGUUGUAUUGAGUGGCAUUUAUUUUAGCAUUUAUAGAUAA
This is a messenger RNA of Yamadazyma jaroonii, 1116 nucleotides long. Lineage: Eukaryota; Fungi; Ascomycota; Pichiomycetes; Serinales; Debaryomycetaceae. The record is from the annotation of a GenBank genome assembly.